AGUUCUGGAUAAUUUAAAGAAAAUGAGUUGGAUAGUAAAAACCAAGAAAAAAUAUUAUUGUUUUUCCUUUAAGAUUUUGACAAAAGAAGGAUAAAAAAUCGCUUGUAUUUGUUUCAGAGUUACGGUGAAAUUGUGCUGAGAAUUAGGGUUUGUUUUUGGCACAUUUGACAAGUUUUAUGAUUUUUGUAUAUUUAGUUCUUUCACUGCAUUAAAACCCCCCAAACACAGCUGAAAAUAGUAGCAGAUUCUUAUUCAAAUAGGACCACUCUUCACAACAUUCCAUGAAAAGAGAUAAUAUUGAGCCAUCCAGCAGUCCUCAAAGUCGAAAGGUUUCGGCAAGAUGGGACCCUGAUGAAGCAUGUAGGCCUUCCAUUGAUGAUGCUCCAGUCUUUUAUCCUACUGUUGAGGAGUUUGAAGACACAAUUGCCUACAUAGAAAAGAUUCGCGAAGAAGCUGAAUCGUUUGGUAUAUGUCGGAUUGUUCCACCACCUUCUUGGACUCCACCUUGUCCUCUUAAAGAGAAAGAUAUAUGGGAACAUGCUAAAUUUUCAACACGAAUUCAGCAAGUUGACUUGCUUCAAAAUAGGGAGCCAAUGAGAAAGAAAAGAAAAAGCCGAAAAAGUAGACGGAGGAGGCAUUCAAGAAUCGAAGCCACUAGAAGACGCACCAAUUCUAGUGUAGAAUCUACUUCUGAGAGCAAUGAGAAGUUUGGCUUCAGUUCAGGAUCCGACUUCACACUUGAAGAAUUUCAGAGAUAUGCAAAAGAAUUUAAGGUAACAUACUUUAAGAGAGACUGUGAUAAGGAUUCAAAGCCUGGUGUGGUUGAAUACUCGAAAUGGGAACCUUCUUGGGAGGAUAUUGAAGGUGAAUACUGGAAGAUAGUUGAGCAAUCAACCGAUGAGGUGGAGGUAUACUAUGGGGCAGACCUGGAAACAGGAACUUUUGGCAGUGGGUUUCCCAAGGCAUCAGCUACAUUAACUGGAAAUGAUGCAGAUAAAUACACAACGUCAGGUUGGAACCUAAAUAAUUUCCCACGCCUACAAGGUUCUGUGUUAUCUUUUGAAGGAUGUGAUAUAUCUGGAGUUAUAGUGCCAUGGCUCUAUGUGGGGAUGUGCUUCUCGUCAUUUUGUUGGCAUGUUGAGGACCACCAUCUGUAUUCCCUGAACUAUAUGCACUGGGGUGAUCCAAAAAUAUGGUAUGGAGUACCUCGAAACCAUGCUUCCACUUUGGAGGCUGCAUUGAGAAAGCAUCUCCCUGAUUUGUUUGAAGAACAACCAGACUUGCUCCAUGAAUUGGUUACUCAGUUUUCUCCAUCUGUUCUAAAAUGUGAGGGUGUACCAAUCUAUCGAGCUGUACAAUGUUCUGGGGAGUUUGUUCUUACCUUUCCAAGGGCAUAUCACUCUGGAUUUAAUUGUGGCUUCAACUGUGCGGAGGCUGUGAAUGUUGCUCCUGUUGAUUGGCUAGAACAUGGUCAACAUGCAGUGGGGCUCUACAGUGACCAGCAUCGCAGGACAUCGCUGUCCCAUGACAAGCUCCUCCUAGGAGCAGCUUGGCAAGCCAUCCAAGCUCUCAGGGAGUUAUUUUUUGCUGGCAGAGAAACUCCAGGAAAUUUGAGGUGGAAACAUGUCUGUGGAAAGGAUGGAAUGCUUACAAAGGCUGUUAGGGCGAGAGUGCAGAUGGAGGAGGAAAGAUUGAAUUGCCUUCCACCUCACUUACCCUUACGAAAGAUGGAAAAAGAAUUUGAUUUGGAAUGUGAAAGGGAAUGCUUCUCUUGUUUCUAUGAUUUGCAUCUGUCUGCCUGCAGCUGCAACUGCUCUCCUGAGCGAUUUACAUGUCUGAAACAUGUAAAGUAUUUCUGCUCGUGCCAAACUGAAGAAAGAUUUGUCCUCCUUCGCUACACCAUUGAUGAACUGAAAAUGCUAGUAAAAGCUUUGGAGGAAGGAGUAGAUGCUGUUAAAGUAUGGGCAUGCACAGAUAUUGAAGGUUGUGAUGCUCAUGUGUCUAAUUUGGUUCAUGAUAGUGAGGUAGUAAAAGUAGAAUCUUCUCGAGUAAGUGGAGAUUUUUCUUUUUUCCGGGGAAUGGAAAAAAAGCUGGAUAUUAGUGAUUGUAGCCCAUCAUCAGUUUCUCGAGAUUCUCCCAACAAGUAUCAGCAUUCAAUUUCAAGUGUUACUUUGGAUUCUGAUGGCUUUGAUGGCAAGAACUUGCUUAGCGUUGAACAUCAGUUUCCAUAUCCAGGAAAACCUAAUACCUUGUUGAAGACAGCAACUGCCAAUAGCUCAGAUGUAAACACAUCUAUUGCUGCCCGAGGAGAUCCAUUGUUGAAUUCUUCUGUGGAACCUUUAAAUUUCGGAUCUGUCGUGUUCGGAAAGCAAUGGUGCAGCAAGCAGGCCAUAUUCCCAAAAGGAUUUAGAAGUCGUGUUAAGUUCUUUAGUGUUAUCAACCCAACAGAGACUUCUAGCUACAUCUCAGAAGUCGUAGAUGCUGGGCUCAGUGGACCUCUAUUUAAGGUCACUUUAGAAGGUUGCCCCACUGUGAUCUUUGCAGAUGUGUCGGUGGAAAAAUGCUGGGAAAUGGUGGUGCAGAAACUAAACCAAAAAAUUUUAAGGAGCAAUCUUGAGGGAAGAGGCAUGCUUCCUUUACAAUCACCGAAGAUCGUCAAUGGACUUGAAAUGUUUGGAUUUCUCUCACCACCCGUAAUUAAGGCUAUUGAAGCUCUUGAUCCGAACCAUCAAUGCUCAGAGUACUGGAAUCACAAGACUAGUAGCAAUGACAACAAAGUUGAAAUGAAUACGGAUUUAGAUUGGGUUGGCCAGUAGUGUAGGGGAAACGAAAUCAAAAGCUUCUGGUGUUGAAUUGAGAAAAUAGGUAGAGGAUUAUGUGAGCCAGCAUCGAUUUGGUGAAGAGAAGAGGUAGACAGGUAGUAUUAAGAAGAGUUGAAAUGCGUGGUGAAGCACAAAGUGCUGGAUGGAGAGUGGCAUGUAAUGGAGAUCCUUGAAACGUGUACAUCGGUCGAAGAUUCAGAGAUUCGGUCAAAUAUUGUGGAGAUUUAACAGCUUUAGCUAGUAAAUAAGGGUGAAAAGGAUGCGGUUGCUAAAAUCUAAGUACUAUCAGUCAGCUUUAAUUUUGUUUUUCAGCUUUCAGGUUCAUUCUUUCAACAAAUCCUUUAGAGGAAGAAAAGGGCUUCAUAUGCUUGAGCCCUGAAUC
This is a messenger RNA of Hibiscus syriacus, 3204 nucleotides long. Its product is annotated as lysine-specific demethylase JMJ18-like. Gene Ontology annotation, cellular component: nucleus. Bases 282 to 2816 code for a protein of 844 amino acids. The transcript is spliced from 12 exons. Gene Ontology annotation, molecular function: histone H3K4me/H3K4me2/H3K4me3 demethylase activity. Lineage: Eukaryota; Viridiplantae; Streptophyta; Magnoliopsida; Malvales; Malvaceae. Gene Ontology annotation, biological process: chromatin remodeling. The record is from RefSeq and is a predicted model, not a curated record.